ACUGUCGAUUGAUAGGAAAUGUUUCUCUAAGACGGGGUUUUAUAUAUAUAUAUUUUUUUUUAAAUUAAUUAGUUCACGAUCGCAGAUUAAAUUUAAAUUUUUGUACGGAAGUUCGUUGCUCAGUUAGUUAGAUCCCUAUGCUAUGUCUGUGUGCGGUGAAUCGUGGCGCUUGUUCAGGACCCGCGACAUUUACAAGGUAUUGGACGUGCCACGCUGGGCCAUGCCGAGGGAGAUACGCAGCGCUGCCUAUCAGCUGAUCAUGAAGGAGCACCCGAAUCAGAGGGCUGCCAACCAACCCCAGAGAGCUCUGGACAGAUGCAAGCUGGUCUUCAGGAUUAUGAGCAUCCUGACCAACGACAAACAGCGGGCUCUCUACGAUUCCCCAUCCGAGUUCCCCCAGGAAAGGGCCAGCAGUGAGUUGAACCUGGCCUUCUCCACGGUAUUAUCCCUGUGCGGGUGGCUAAUAAAAGACUCCCAGGAUCAGUCGGGUGUCAACGCGGUCUUUCGGAACAACUACAAAGGGUCGCACCUGGAAUUGCUAGACAUCAAGGCUGCCUACACGCUGGGCAAGGGAUGUAUGGAUCGUUUGAUUAUCGAACUGCCUCUGAUGACGGUUAAGGAUGAGCCACGCAUUCGGAAGAUCAUCAAGAAGCUGACCAAGUCCAAGGAGCUGCCUGUGUACAGUAAAUUCAUCAACGAAUCCUUGGAAAAACGGCGCCGCCGCCGCUUGAAGUUUGCUGUCUACGACUCGUACGAGGAGCAGUCCCAGUCCAAGUCCAAUCCGAACUCGUUUGAGUUGUAAGGGAAGUUGCCUGGAAGCAUACACAUCCAGAGUUAUGGCAAUGUUCAGGGGGAAGCCCAAGACGCAACUGAAGCAUUUAUUUUAAAAUUUAAGUUACUUCACAGUUUAUUUUAUAUGAAAAUUAGAGACACGUUGGUCCAAGUUCAGGUUCUGGUUUCAACCAAAACUGCAACCAAAGUGCAGUUCGUGUUUAAAAUGCAAAUCAUACUUACCUUUGAGUUUCGGGUAACAAGCUUAAAGACGACAUUUUGUUUGGCACUUCUUCUUCGUCGUGUCUUUUGUCCCGAAAAUCAUAAAUAAUGGAGGCCAAAAGGAAAAUGGAAACUUUGGGGAAAGUUGAGUUUAGA
Drosophila obscura is the source of this 1149-nucleotide messenger RNA. Its product is annotated as J domain-containing protein CG6693-like. Gene Ontology annotation, cellular component: nucleus; cytoplasm. The coding region runs from base 143 to 802 and encodes 219 amino acids. The record is from RefSeq and is a predicted model, not a curated record. NCBI's taxonomy places the organism in Eukaryota, Metazoa, Arthropoda, Insecta, Diptera, Drosophilidae. Gene Ontology annotation, molecular function: heat shock protein binding. The transcript has a single exon.